AUGUCUUCUUCACAGAGCGGCUCGCUUCACAACUUUAUGUUAACCCCGCAGCAACAGAAUCUGCUCUUCGCUGCCCUCAACGCCAAUCGCGCUAAUGCGCCGCCCAAAACGGGCUUGACAAUGUCGCCGAAUUCGUUCACGCAGUCUCCAGCUGUCAACUCGGAUCAGCAGACGAUUCAAGAGAGCCCCUUUCUCGAUUAUGACUUCUCUUUUGACGGUGCGGAUACUUCAUUCGACUCGCUCUUCGAUAACAACAGCACUACCACGGCCAAGAUGAUUGGUGACCUGCCAGGCGCAAACGGAAAGACGGAGUCGAUAGGCUCGAACUCGGAUGGAACAGACACCCCCGAGAAAAGGAGCCAUCCGCAGGAUGAUGACGACGACACGGAGAAAGAUGCGAAGCGUCGCGAAGGUGGCGAGAAGGUGCCUAAGAAACCGGGUCGGAAGCCGCUUACCUCCGAGCCGACCUCGAAGCGCAAGGCGCAAAAUAGAGCUGCUCAACGCGCGUUCAGGGAACGCAAGGAAAAGCAUGUCAAGGACCUGGAACUGAAGGUUGAGGAGCUCGAGGAAAUAUCCAAGGCUGCCAAUGAUGAAAACAGCAAUUUGAAGGCCGAGGUUGCCCGCCUGACUACCGAGCUAAAGGAGUACAAGAAACGUCUGUCCCUGCAGACCACCAGCCGCCCGCAACAAAGACCGCAAAGUUUUGGAAACCCCAUGGUUCAUAACCUUCCCGACGUCAACUUCCACUUCGAAUUUCCCAAGUUUGGAUCUUUGCCGGGCCCUCCUGUGUCCAACAUGGCUGGCGGCACGCCCUCGGCGAGGGGCCUGUCGCAGACUCCGUCCUUCACCAGUAGCCCUAGCCAACAAGGUAGCCCUGAAGACUCCAACAAGGACAAGGCAACGCCAUCAUCCUCAUACUCGAUUGGCCUGGACAGUCAAACCAAAGACGACAUCGCUAAAUUUUCGGGCAUCUUUAGCCCUCCUCUGACCAACACAAAUGUGGCCAAGGCAUCGAGGGGUAGCAUGGACUCCCAGAACGGUCCGGGGCUCUCGAACACCAGCUCCCCUUCAGCAUCUACGGGUUCUCAUCCCGGCCCAAGCUCUUCAUGCGGCACAUCCCCGGAGCCAUUCACGCAGUCUCCCAUGGGCUUCAAGCCGAUAGACACACUGACGACGAUCGGAGAGGAGAACGCGACUUUGCAGUCAACUGAUCAGGGACUCGGUGGCCAAGGUUUAGGCCACUUCUCGACCGCGAACCUCAACGACAUUGACUGGCUUUCCCAGGCAAAUAACUUCCAAUUUGACCCUCAGCUUUUCGGCGAUUACAGAGAGCCACAGCAGAACAUUGUCGGCAACGGUGGUCUCGGCGGUGACUUCUUCAACGACGCGUGGGAUAUGGAUUUUAUUACACCAUUCAAUGUGGCACCUAGCCCUGUAGCUCCUAAAAAGGAUCUCAUUGCACAAAUUGACGCAGCCAAGGAGGAUGACGCGGUUGACGUCAAGGGUGAGCUCUUGACUUGCAACAAAAUUUGGGAACAACUGCAAAACUGCCCCAAGGUGCAGAACGGCGACUUUGAUCUUGACGGUCUUUGCUCCGAGCUUCAGAAAAAGGCCAAAUGCUCUGGAUAUGGUGCUGUCGUGGACCAGAAUGAUUUCCACAGCGCCAUGAAGAAGUAUCUGGGCAAGAAUGCGGAGGAAUGCAGCCAAUCUCCGGUCGCCGCGAAGUCGAGCUAG
Molecule: messenger RNA, 1734 nt
Organism: Pyricularia pennisetigena
Lineage: Eukaryota; Fungi; Ascomycota; Sordariomycetes; Magnaporthales; Pyriculariaceae
Exons: 3
Coding region: 1-1734 (577 amino acids)
Cellular component (GO): RNA polymerase II transcription regulator complex
Molecular function (GO): DNA-binding transcription activator activity, RNA polymerase II-specific; transcription cis-regulatory region binding
Source: RefSeq, a predicted model, not a curated record